GGGUCUGUUAGUCAGGGGUUGGCGUCUACAUGGUGAGGUUUGGAACCUCUAACCUAGUUGUACACCUAUCACCAUGGUUGAGACCCGCAUUGGGAAGGAGACUAAUCCCUACACCCCUGAGCAGCAAGCAAAGAUGGCCGCCUUAGUGAAAGAGAACAAGGAGAGAAAAGAGCGCGAGAAGCAGACGAAGCUAAAGGCUAUUGCAGAUGAGCAGGCGGCGAAGACAAAGAGGUUGGAGGAGGAGAUGAACAGGGUACAACAGGAGGAGGAAGAAAGAAGGAAGGCUGCUGAAGCAGAAGCGGCAGCAGAAGAAGAGAAAGAGAGAAUGAGAAUUGAGAGUGGACAAGCGAGCAGUGGUGACACGAUGAAGUGGGAGACAGAUACUGAGCUGGAGAAGAAGAUCAGCGAGUGGGUCGCUAAUUUAUCAUUGAGGGAAGACGAGGAGGCGGAGUCAUAUGUGACUAAGGAUGAGAAGGCUGCGCUGGCCGCUGAGCUAGCAGCCAUGACACACCCGAUGGAACGAAGAGAGAGGGAAAAUGAGCAAAAGUUAGCAUGGAAGCUGAGAAUGAAGAGGGAGAAGAAGAGGAGAAGAGAGGAGGUGAAUAAGAUGACCGCAGCAGUGGCAAAGGUGCAGGAGUGUAGAGCGGAGGUGCUGGCCCAACCAGACGAUAAGGCCAAGUGGGACAAAGUACUGGGGUACCUGGAGGUGCGGAGCAAGGCCUGGAUGGAAGAGCGCCAGACCAGCUGGAGCCAAGAUGUAGCCUUGAGUGCCAUGCGGUCAGGGUUUAGAAACUUUGCGCGCGAGAUCGUCAUCCAUAUUGGGGGCGAAGGUGCCAAAGCUGCAGCCGCUGUAGAAGGAGAGGCCAGACCCCGUAAGGACCCAGUGAAACUUAAGUUUCCAAACGCGUACGGGAGAAAGAAGGACGAGAACUUUGACAACUGGGAGGCCAGUGUCAAUAGUUAUAUUUACUUGCGACAUAUCCUAACAGAGGAACAAGUCCUUUUGGCCUUCCAGGCCCUCAAAGAUGAAGCAGCUAGCUUCGCCAGGUCUCUUGCGCAUACAGCCGGUUGUGAAAACAACCUGGUUGCAUAUUCCAAAGUCACUCCUCUUUCCCAAUUCCUCAAGCUCCUCAAGGAGCGGUUCGCUGACCCAACGCGAGGCAUUAGAGCCUCUGAUAAGCUCCAAACGAUCCACUCCCGGCAGUGGAGGAGUGCCAAGGCACUCAAGGGUACCAUGGACGACUUGGUAGCCGUCCCGGACCACGGGGUCACUGAGCCCCAACUGGUCCCGUUGUUUUAUCGUGUCAUUCCAGAGGCCCUACGCGGGCAUUUCUUUCACAAAUCUCAGCAGGCCGGCAUGACUUAUGAUGCAUUGAGUAGAGAAGUCGUCCUGUAUGAGUCGAAGUCUAUGCCAGUUACUACUUUUUGGCACAAGGACUUCGAGAAGGGGAAGAAGUGGAAAGCUCGUACCAUCUCGGGCCAAGUCAAGGCCAAGGAUCACUUGAUCCUGACAUUAGAGGAGGGUGGUACAGAAGAGCUCCCAUAUGAUCAGAUUGAGUGGGGCCUAGGGGAGGAGUACAGUAGUGUAGGGCAGGGGAGGUCUUACGCUGCUGUCGCGGUCGGAGGGAGGCCGCAAGGCAGAGGAGGAGGCCAGGGCCAAAGGGGCCAGGCCAUGGGAGGCCGAGGACCGGGCGCACAGGGGGUUGGCGGACAGGGAAACCGCCAAGCGGGAGGUAGGGGUCAAGGUCCUUCGUUACAUCGCCAGGGUAACCGGUCCCCGCAGCGAGGAGGUGGAAGGGCACCUCAAGGAGGAUGGCACCCAGGCUUGCCACAGGGCAGGCCCUGGGAAGACCUGGGCUUGGACCAGCGAUUAUGGCAGGAACGCGUGAACUUGGGUCGGUGCGUAUUCUGUGGUGACCCGACGCACUUAGAAGACCAAGUCUUUGUAGUUUAUGUUAGAUCUGUCACUGAGGCCCAGGAAAAGGAUAGUUCCACAGAUCCAACAAUUGCCAAGCUGCUGGUAGAAUUCAAAGACUUGACUGAGUCACCGACAGGAGUAGUGUCGCGACCCAUCCAGCACAGGAAUCCGAUAGAGAUAGAGCCUGGCAGUAGAACUCUUAAGAGUGCAAUCUACAGGAUGUCCCCUAGAGAGUUAGAGGAGCUUCGCAAACAGUUAGACGAACUCCUUGAGAAAGGUUGGAUCAGGCCUAGUUCGUCUCCUUUUGGAGCACCAAUGUUGUUUGUCCCCAAGAAGGAAGGAGAGCUUUGUAUGUGUAUAGACUAUAGGGGUUUGAAUGCGAUCACAGUGAAGAAUGUUGAGCCGCUGCCCAGGAUAGACGAUCUUUUAGAUCGGGUGCAGGGUUGUAAGUAUUUCUCUAAGAUAGACUUAAAGUCCGGAUACCAUCAGAUAAAAGUCCAUCCGGAUGAUCAGUACAAGACUGCAUUCCGGACUAGAUAUGGGCAUUAUGAGUUUAUAGUGAUGCCCUUUGGACUUACCAACGCGCCAACUACUUUUCAGCGUUGUAUGAAUGACCUGUUUAGACCGUGGUUAGAUAAAUUUGUGGUAGUCUACUUAGAUGAUAUCCUAGUCUUUAGUAAGACCCUCCAGGAGCACCAGGGUCAUCUGAGGCAGGUCUUGGAGAAGCUUAGAGAGGCUAACUUCAAGAUCAAUGCGAAGAAGUGCGAGUGGGGCAAGACGCAAGUCGUGUACUUGGGCCACGUGUUGGAUGGAGAUGGCAUUAAGCCAGAGGAAAACAAGAUAGCGACGGUUAGAGAUUGGCCAACGCCCCGCACGUUGACAAAGUUGCGGUCGUUCCUAGGCUUAGCUAACUACUACAGGAAGUUCGUGAGGAAUUUCUCCACUAUCGCCGCUCCCUUGCGCAGGUUGUUGAAGAAAGAGACAAUCUGGCAAUGGGAUAAAGACUGUACGUCUGUGCUAAAAAAGGUGAAGUGCGCGUUAAUAGAGUAUCCUGUCCUCAAGGUUGCAGAUCCGUCCUUGCCAUUUGUUGUCACCAUGGACGCGAGUAAGUAUGGGAUAGACGCCGUGUUGCAACAAGAUGACGGCAAUGGCUAUAGACCCGUAGAGUUCAUAUCUGCGAGGAUGCCUUGUAAGAAAGUCGCUACCUCCACGUACGAAAGAGAACUCUACGCCCUCAGGCAGGCUUUAUACCAUUGGAAGCACUACCUGCUUGGGAGGCACUUCAAAGUCUACUCGGACCAUGAAACACUUAGAUGGUUGAAGACCCAAGCCAAGAUGACACCUAAGUUGACUAGGUGGGCCGCAGAGAUAGACCAAUUCGACUUUGAGCUCAAGCCAGUGAAGGGCAAGUACAAUGUAGUGGCGGAUGCUCUAAGUAAGAGAUCAGACUUCUUUGGAGCCGUAGUACAUUAUCUGGAUAUAGGGAGAGACCUGCAGGAGAAAGUGANCCGUAGUACAUUAUCUGGAUAUAGGGAGAGACCUGCAGGAGAAAGUGAGACAAGCGUAUACGCAGGACCCUAUCUAUAGCGACCUCCUAAAGAGAGUUAGAGAGGCCCCAGAGACCGAACCAGAUUACCGCACUACAGACGGGUUGCUGUUUGAGAAGACUAAUGUGUUUGACCGCCUGUGCGUUCCCAAUAGCGAAGAGAUUCGUAGUCUAAUUCUAGGGGAAUGUCACGAUACUGAGGGACACUUCGGUUGGCAAAAGACAUUAGCCAAUCUAAUGCGUGCGUACACAUGGCCAGGGAUGAAGAACGACUGYAUAGAGUAUGUCUGCAGUUGUAAAGUAUGCCAGCGAAACAAAUCUACUACACGCGC
Molecule: messenger RNA, 3796 nt
Organism: Chara braunii
Lineage: Eukaryota; Viridiplantae; Streptophyta; Charophyceae; Charales; Characeae
Source: the annotation of a GenBank genome assembly